GGAGAGAGUGCGAGGCGAGCGCCACGGAGAGAGGGAGUGGGAAGGCGCGCAUCCCUUGUGAGCGGUGCCGCGCCGCGCGCGCCACUCACGCACGGCGCACGCCGCACGCCACCUCCGUCUCGCGCGGGGUCCGAUCUCUCGCUCUCGACGUCUCUGUCUCGCUCUUAACGGUAUCGCCACGUCGCCUCUUCGUACCGUCCGUCUCCCUCCACAUCCCCAUCCCCCUCUCCAUGCCUUUCAGACUCACCCCACAUCGCGCUGCGAGACCCCUGCUCUCCGCGAGACAUUCGUUUCACGCUCCCGUCUCACCCGCUUGACAGUUCGUCGUUCGCAGCAUUCACAGCGCGCGUCCGUGCGGACUGUAUUUCAUUCAAAUCCAUGCUUUUAUUUUUGGUAACAAUCGCACAAAUUAUCACUUAUAUUAUUCAUUAAUUCGUUUCGCCUCCGCGCUGCGCCCCACUCUUCAUCCGACGACGCCCGGGCAGCACUUCUGCUGCCCACGUGAGCCGGCCGGAGCCAUGGGCACCGUCCUGUCCCUGUCCCCGUCCUCGCGCAAGGUCCGCUCCGUGGCGGACGAUGGCCCCGCGUCGCUAGCGCGCUACACGGCGGUGCAGAACAGCAAGAACGCCAAGGAGAAGGGCCUCAAGCGCCACUCGAUGCUCAUCUCUGCGCUCACGUGGAAGCGCCUCGUGGCCGCCUCCACGCGCAAGAAGAGCGCGAAGAAGGCGAGCCCUGCCCUGGCGCAGGGGAACGGCGGCGGCGUCCUCCGCAAGUCGCUCUCGUGCGCCAACCUCAGCGCCUACUGCCAGCCUCCCGCACCGGUGUUACCGGGGGGCGGAAAGGCGGCCCCACCUCCCUCGUACCAGCAGCAGCAACAGCAACAGCUGCAGCAGGUGUCGUCCAAGAAGCCGGGGUCGGGCACCUCGCUGCUGCGGAGCCCGCCGCGCCGCGUCGUCGUCCAGGCCUCCACCUCGGAGCUGCUCAAGUGCCUGGGCGAGUUCCUGUGCCGCCGCUGCUCCCGCCUGCGCCACCUGUCCCCGUCGGAGCCGGGCCUGUGGCUGCGCGCCGUCGACCGGUCCCUGCUGCUGCAGGGCUGGCAGGACCAGGCGUUCGUGACGCCCGUCAACGUCGUCUUCGUCUACCUGCUGUGCCGCGAGGCGGUGAGCGCGCACACGGGCAGCGAGCACGAGCUGCGAGCGGCGCUGCUCACCUGCCUCUACCUGUCCUACUCCUACAUGGGCAACGAGAUCUCGUACCCGCUCAAGCCGUUCCUCGUGGAGAGCAGCCGGGACGCCUUCUGGGAGCGAUGCCUGCGCAUCAUCGACCUCAUGAGCGCGCACAUGCUGCGCAUCAACGCCGACCCGCACUACUUCACGCAGGUGUUCGCCGAGCUCAAGGAGGAGGGAGCUCGCGACCUGCAGCCUCGGUGGACGUUCACGCUCGACCGGUAGCCGCGCUCGCUGUGUCCUACUGUGUGCGAGGAUUUGGAGAAGAAGAUGAUGAAAAAUACGGCGAUGAUGGAUACAAGAGGUUCAUACUUGAUUCGGGGGGGGGGGGGGAGGGGGUUGAGGUGCGUUACGGGCGUAGAUUGUCGCUUCAGUGGUGAUGCGAGUCGAGGAGAGUGAGUGGAUUUAAUAGGUCGCGUCCCGAUAGGAGAUGGGAUUGAAGGAGCUAUGAGUCGCCGUGCUGUAGAUGUCACUCACUCGCAGAGCCCCACGCUUACAGUCCCGUUUCUAUUGUAAAUAUGCAUACACACAUACACAGGUGUACCAUAUUCAUUAACACACCGUUACAAACACGUCCACACACAAUGUUGCAAACAAACACACAUACAGCCACAUACAUUGUUCAACACACACACAUUUUACCAUACAUACACCCCGCCACACCCCCCCCCACCGCGCACUCAUAAUGUUCCAUACGUACAGUCCUUUACGUACACACACACAUCGUUUCUCAAUAUACGUAUACACUGCUCAAUACAGACCCUUACUCAUAAACACACAAACAGUAGUCAAAGCCCCAAAGACAUAAACACUGUUCCACUCACACACACACACAGCCCCAUACACACAAUAUACACGGUCACACACACACAGCCCCAUACACACAAUAUACACGGUCACACACACAUAGCCCCAUACACACAAUACACACGGUCACACACACACACAGCCCCAUACACACAAUACACACGGUCACACACACACACACACAGCCCCAUUCACACAAUACACACGCACACACACACAGCCCCAUACACACAAUAUACACGGUCACACACACAUAGCCCCAUACACACAAUAUACACGGUCACACACACACACAGCCCCAUACACACAAUACACACGCACACACACACACACGCGUGCACACAGCCCCAUAUACACGCACACACACGCAGACACAGUCCCGUACACAAUACACACAGUCUCACACGCACACACACAGCCCCAUACAUACAAGACACACACACGGUCACGCAUUAUACAAUGACACACCCCCCCCACUCCACACUGUCCCGCCCACUCUGACCCCACGGCUGUCCCUGGUUGAGGUCAUACAGAACAAUGCCACAAUAACUGUCCAGCUGAUGUCCCCUCUGCGGAUCAAAUGCCCAUGCACCGACUCCCUCGAGCCCGGGUAUCUCACUCCGUGCGCGUUGGCUGCGCGAGUGCGAACGACUGAAACAACUUGACGUCAGCAAGGCUUCGGCUGGCUAGACGUACUUUAUUAUAUGUGUGGAGGGUACGGGGGCGCCGACGAGUUAUGAUUUCGCGAGAUGCGGAACCCCAAAGGACGAACGCCGAGGGAAAUGAAACGCAGCAUUGUGAGUUUGAGGAUCGUGAAACGGCAGCAAAGGAAACUCGGUCAAGUCACUUUGUAAAUUCACUUCCUAUCAUUCUCACGGGAGGGAAGUGGGGUCUGUAUGUCUGGAGGGGGGGGGGGUGGAGGACGUGGGGGAGGGGGAAAGAAAAUGUGUGCUCCCCCCAGCCCCUCCCCUCAACCUCCACCCCCCCCCCCAUCGACCUAAUUUCCAUCAACUCAACCAAUGCCCGAUGAUGGCCCACAUGUGGCUGCGAGCAAAUUAACGACUCUAUCGUCAUCUGUCACGAUCAAUCCACUGCCGGAUGACGGCCCUCUCCAAGCACUCCGUCGCCAUCUCUCACGGCCCUGCGAUGGAACAAUCCAUCUGGCAGGCGAGCCGAUUCCAUCGCUUCCUCUCCGCGCUCAAGAUACACGUGAGAGAGCAGGGGGCGACCUGAAAUAUGUACGAAUCUCGAUGUGAAGGGCGAAUACUUCGGACGAAGGACUUGAUCCAAGGGCGACUUACUCGAUUGUAUAGAUGGACGACACAUCCCGUCGACAACUGCCUGCUCUGAUGAGAAGGCGCCUGUGUUGUAUCUAAUUUGUUGUUGUUGUUGGUGGUUGUUGAACUGUUUGCUGGAGGUCACUUUGGUGUCCGGGUGAUGAAUCGUCGAUGGACAAGACACUCUUUUAUUUACACCACGCCCCUCCUGUGUUAAUCCACUGCUGGGCGAAGAUAUCUCUGCCCACGUUGUGUGCCAGUCACGGGGGCCUGUUUGACCAUGCUGGGUUGGUGAGUGUUCGUGAAAUGUGGGUUGGAGCUAGGCACCGGUUCAGAUAUCACUCGUCACUGACGAUGGUUAGCCGUGGCCUGGAAUCGAAAUCGGGUUGGGCGAGUUCUUUGUGCAGUGAGGGGCCACAACCGCUGCGCCACCACUCAAACUGAGUUGCUAAGGUAUGUGGGUCAGCAGAGUGGCAACCGGUACGGUGUCGACUUAACGGUUCAAAGUUGAAGCAACACAAAACGAUGCGGAAUAGAGAGAAUGGCACCGCAAAGAAAUCGAUAGCUGUUUUGAGAACGUGAACACGUUUCAGCAGCUAUGCUCAAACCACGCCCGUUUUGUCGAUAAUAAGAAUGAAUUCGAAUAUUACGCCCGACUUUUGUUAGGAAGGAAAGGGAUUAAAAAAAUAGCAAACAUAGUUAUUACAACAACAAAAAACAACAUUUGGAAAUGUUAAACAAAGGAACUCGCUUUGGCAGUGGGGCUCAGAAGAACAAAUGAAUAGAACGCUCACUAGGUUCGUCAUUAAAUACUCUCAAGGCCGCCCAACCACUCUGAAGAAUGGCCACUGCUCCCAACGUUAUCCUGUUAAAUCGACUAACGUUUGUAGCGAUAACAGACAUCAUCAGCAUCUCGUCACUUUAUUAUUUAACACGGUACUUCGCUUGUGCGUUUAUACAUGCGGUCACGUCUCGAUCGCGCAGUCGUGUCAAUCAGCAGCAGCAUACUGACCAUCACUUUAUUUAUUAGUGCGUGUAAAUAAUAAUUAACAUACACGCGCAUGCGAUAAAAAACACAACACGACGAUCUUAAUGAUCGUGAGAAUCAAUUACUUUGAUGUGUAGCGCCCUCGAUGCUGGGGCAGCCCAUCUCAAACAUUUGAAGGGGCACCCCCUGGGGCAGCUGGCCCUGUGGGAACAGAGGUGUCUCACCACCUGGCCUGCAAAACGGGCAUUAGUGUGCCAAGUAUGAUCGGGCAAGGUGGGAGGUGGGGGGGCGCGGAGUGAUUUCUGCUGCUGUGUAUAAUCUCAACUGAGCAUUUUGCGCGUAAUUUCUAAUUCGGCGAACGGUGUCAAAUCUCAAACGCAUCAAUGUGAAACAGGGCGGCCGCAAUAACGCGAUCGUCGCCGUCAAUGUAAACCGGGUUGCAUCGGACGUCGGUGACGAACGUGUCGAGUGGCGAGCGAGCAGGAACGCGGCGCCACGCGCGUUCGCGUCGUGCGUGGAGGUGCGAUCGGCCGCGUCGUCGAGAACCCCCCAACCCCACGCGUUGAUCCCGGCGCGGUGGCUCCCUCGUGACAGUCGGAGCCGAGUGCGGUCGGCCCCGCGGGCUCCAGGGUCGCGAGAGGCGGCGUCGCUGCUAAUCCCGCGCGCCAUCUGUUGAGCGGAGCAGCUCGAUGGGGGGUCGUGAACACGAGGCUGUGUCCACGCACAGCUCGCCACCACGCUCUUGCCUUGUGCCGGCCAGCCCCGUAGCGUGACCCCGUUUAAGGGGGGGAUACACAAACUCAGGGGAGGGAGGCACGGCAGAGUCAACGUCAAACAAACGGUAGAGACAGGCGUACGGCCACAAACAGGACUGGUGACGAUCAUUCUAUCCGAGUUGUCGAUCGUUCUUUGGGCAAUUGCUCUCGUCACCGUAAAUGGUCACAAACGGCAGAGGCGCAGGCCUGCAAUCGCUUUGCUCACGCGACUGACUGCUAGCGGAAGGGUGUCCUCGAGAUCAUUCGACAGGAGACAAGACUGCGACGCCCAUCUCUUCAAUGUACCGAACCUCAUGUUUUGUCGUGCCCAUCCCAUAUUAGACGAAGAGGGGGUGACUGAGCCUUUAGCAAGGGGAUGGAAAUCAGCACCCCCCCUCCCCACCACCCCGAUGCCUCGUGCUAUGUCCAUCGCACGUGGACGGGAGCACAACACAAAAGAGCGACCUUGGAAGGUCGCGUUUCUGUGUUGCUCGGUGCCAACGCGACGCGAUGAUCCUCCAGAGCGGAGGGCUGCGAUUGGUCAGCUCUUCCGCGUGUUGGUAACAACAACGACAACAAUAACAACCCAGGGUUGUCCGCGACGCUGUUGUUCCACCGCGACAAAUCCGUCUAACCUUGCUCCACUUGUGUAUGGGUGAUUCGCGCACGUGUGUUCGUGUGUGUGUGCCUGCUUAUGAUGGAGGAGGCUCGUGAAGGACGCCACUGGGCAGUUGGAGGCAGUCGCCCUCCAACAACAACGGAGGGCAAGAGGAGCGACGCUCACAACAAUGAGCGGAGCGCCGGGCAGAUAAAAUGCUGCAAGUUGGCACAGUAGGGGGUAUAGCUGGUGCAUCUACCAGUCAUCUCAGUCAGCCGACCCAUGGCACCUGGGUCUGUCCCGUGACCUGUUAGUUAGCCUUCGACACUUCACGUGGCCUCAAGGUGCACCUGGCCUGGCACAGGCGCCGUGGUGACGUCACUGUAACUUAGUGGCGAAUGGUGGCUGUUGGUUUUGGUUUAUGAUGCGACGGUUACCGAGCGCCUGGGGGUUACGACGCGUUAACAACAACAAAAAACAACGAAAUGGAGCGAGUCGGCGAGAGCGAUACAGGGUGGAGAUGUUAAACGAUUAAUCGAUUGGCAGAUUAGUGGUGUUUUCUCAAACGUCUGUACAUGCGAAAAAAAAAAAAGCUGGGGCGACGUGAGUCGCAGGAAUUAACGAGUUUCCAUCGUUAACGUGUGACCAGAGUCAAAUAACCAAACAGCGUUGACGCAAUGGACAUGUCACGUGCUGGCUACAGGUGUCGAUGUGCAUGAUGAUCGGCCCCGUACGCCUGCACCUGACCAGGAAUUUCUUCUGGAAGUUUCGAUUGGGCGCUGUGCGCUGCCACGUUAACACUUCGUCAACGACUUAGUUGACCCAUUCACGACGCCGGCAAUAGGUCUCUCUGUGCGAGUGUAAUUAUCCCAACUGUAAAAUAUAAAAGAUGUACGAUAAUUUAAUUAAUAACAAUGGCAUUUUCCAACCGUUUUGUCAAUCUGCUGCUGGGUGAAAGCCUCCCUACACCCCGUGGCGGUCUUAGAAGUUGUUUGACCAUACCUCACGCUCGUCAGGUCGUUUAAGCGCCAAUAAAUGAGAAGGAUUCAUAGCACAGUGCGCCAACCACUGCGCCACCGCUCCCCAAACAAUUCAAUGCAACCAGCAAAAUGUAUAUCCACAUGAUCUCAACGGCUUAGACGAAGGACACUGUUCGAACCAACGGAGCGAUCGUGGCUUCUUCAUUGCGCGGGUGGUGAUCGUGGAAGCCACGAUGCAGCCUCGCCAUCGAGUGUGCAGGCGGUGCAACUGCACCGGGACCCCACGGGAUGGAGGAGCCCAGACGCCGGGCUACACAUUGGCCCCAUUUUAUUCUUUGCACCCAGGGCUCGUGCUAACGACGCUACGCCAUGGGUACACAGAGUGGACCCGUGGGGAGGGAGACUUAAACACAAGUAUAUGGGACUCGUCCACACGUGACUGCAAUAGAGGUGGUUUUGUACUUUUACAAGUUAUCUUUGUGGCCGUGCACCAUCAGUGCUGCAUAACAAUGCAACUCUACAGAUAAGAGAAAAAACAACAACAACAACAACGUGAUUUAUAAGUGAGACGCCGGAGUUGGAUGGACCUGGUCCGGCACGCGAUUCAUGAACUUACUUCUGUACAGUUGUUAUUCAAGAGGCAUCUCUAAGACUUUAUUGGUCAGACUAAGGCAGCUUAAAGGCGACGACCGACGCAACAGACAUAUUUAUUCUAAAAAGAGGUAUAACUAGGACAAAACAACAAACCAUUGCGGCAUGAACUAUGUUUUUGUUAUUAUUAUUGUUGUUGUUGUGAAUUGUGGUCGAUUUUCAGGGCAGGGUGUAUUGGAAAUUGGGUCUUCUCAGAAGACAAAAACACGGGCCCCAUCAUGCGUGUGAAGUGCGCUUGCCAAUAAAAGCUGUCAGCCCGGCAGCAUUUGUUUAACAGGUCGGACUGCUGGUGAGACCCACAAAGUCGAAAUCGGCCCAGAGUUUGCCUCGCUUGUGCAAAUUCUGCUGAAAAGCGUUGGUAUGGAAAAGGCUCAUGGGAUGAUUCACUGAAUUAGUUUUUUUGUUUGUUUUGGAUGUAGAGAGAAAUUGUUUUUGUAAGAGCUGGGGUUUAGAGCACGGCAGCAUUCCCAGGGUCAGCGUUAAUCAGGGAGAGCGGGGGGGGGGGUCAACACGUGCCAAAGGCUCAUUUAGCCAGACUAAGGUACCCCUCACUCGAUACGCGCGAGAGAUGUUACCCAACGUGAACCUCCAUUGUGUUACAUCAAUGAUUCCCGUGCAGUUGUCACGACGACUCGAUAUAAUUUAGUUCACUAUCUUGCGUGAUGAGCCGGGCAGCCAGGUGCUAAUGGGCUUAAGAAUUAAGUCCACAACUUUUAAGUAACCCAAUCUCAUUCAUUAUUUAGGCAAACAACUGUCGCGCAAAUCAUUUGCUCGUCCUGGGAAUAGCAUCGACAGCCGGCGUAAGCCUUUCUCCGCCGUCAACGAAAAGGCGCGCGUGUCUGCGUUCGAGCCCCAACUCGAACCCAUAACCCAGGAACGAGCCUUUCGUGCCCAGAACGAUCGGUCAUGCGCGAUGCACGACUGCCAAGUGGGGCUCGUUUUAAAAGAGAAGAAUAACCAAUCGAUAUGACUAGUUUGUUUGUGUAUUUAUCUAUUUAUUUAUUUGUAAAAAAAAAAUGUUAAUCCUGGCUGAAACCUUGACAACAGCAGCAGCAGCAACAGCGAAAACGACAGCAGCCCGAGGCAGUGCACAUCCACGCUUCGCUGCCGUUUCACUGGAACGUUUGCUUGUUUUUUGGUAGCGUUCCCUUCGCUAUCGCGUCCAUAGCUGCACGUUUUGGAUGUGCCAGUGUUCGUUUGAGCUCAUUAGGAGUCGCGUAGUUGCUCAGCUGUUUGUGCUGCGGUAGCACAGCGCGUGGGUGUCGGUGGGGGGGGGUGGAAGGGAGACGGAAUCCGUUUCGUUUCCAGCCCCCCAAAAUAUUCUGCUUUGUGCGCGUGCGUGGGCGCGCGCGUAUGUUGUGUGCGCGCGCGCGUGCGCGUAUGUGUGUGCGCGCGCGCGUGCGCGUAUGUGUGUGCGCGCGCGGGUGUCGGCGUGCGUGCGUGUGUAGGCGUGCGGUGUUCACGCGUCUGUUUCGAAACUUUACGGCAAUGUUUUUUUCCCGCUGUUAUCGCCUCGGAGGAGAAGCUUUAGGGGGAAGUUAUGAUGAAUUAUUUGCUGUUAUCGCAGACUGAUUUAAAUAGACGUCACUUCUUCAAACGCUCAUCCCAUCAAAGAUCAAAACAGUGAGCGACUUGUUCAAACAGGGUGCCACUUCGCACGUGGGAGGGAGUUCCACAGAGUAGGCAACUUCGGUCAGAAUUUCAAUUCGCCCUAAAAAUAGGUACAGCAAUUCGCAGUGGUGUUUUUCUUCUUCAAAAUACGAAUUAUUUACGGAAAAAAUUCACGGUUUUCCACGAAAACUGCAAUUCACCCUCGCCGUGGCAUUUUAUGAGCAGUUUUCUGUUAUCGUUAUGUUAUUGAGCAUGUGCUCAAGUGGACAACAUCAUUUACAUCUGAAUUACGGUCUUAAGUGGUUGACUAAAUUCCCGAGUAAAAAAAACUCACACGGCAUGAGCAUUACCCAUGUCACGUGUCGGAAAUGUCCGACGAGAGAUCUUGGAAAUGCCUGCCGCCCCAUGGCACGAGUCUCCUUUUGACCUGUGCCGGGGGUGACACGAAGACGCGUCCGUUGUUGCGGCGUGGGUGGGGAGCGCGCUGCGUGCUUUCUUGACGCGUUACCAAACAAAAGCCAAUCAAUCUCGCCACCCUCAUUCUCUCUGCUUUGAAGAAGGUCCCAUUGUUUGAAGCAUCUUUUUUUUCUGUCAUAAAGUGUGAUGAGUUUGCUUGAAUUCGUGGCCCAUAUAAUAAUAAUGUAAUAGUACUCAUUAACAGCCUUUUGUCAUUCCACUGCUGGAUGAAGGCUUCCACGCGCCGCGUUGGUGCUGGAGAUUGUUUGAUCAGACUUCACCACGCUGGGCCAGAAUUGAACUCGUGACCGAUACAGCGGACAAGCAUUCUGGGUAGGGAGCUUACACUUUACCGGCCAACAAUUUACCGUACGUGUUUGAUGACUUACGCCUCAUCACAUCCAAUGGGCUUGAAACAUUUUCUUGUAACAAAAAAAAUCGGACCGAAAGUCAACAUUCGCCAACAACUCAUGGAAAUCCGGCUAUUCACGACCCAAUCGACGCAGCAGUAACACCAAUUGCAACACAACACGUGCGUGUUUGAACCACGUGGAUCCAUAACACACGUGUUUCAUAAACACGUGAUAUCAGCCACUAUCUUCUGAACUUCCAUAGUAUUCCGACUCCGGGAGGCAGUCUACAUUCUAUGGAUCAUUCGCAUUGCUUUGGUCUUUGAAACAGAGGCCCCAUUUCUCGUUGCUUUUAAAAUAAAUGUGUGUACAUAUUUAUACAUAUAUAUGCAUAGGUGACUCGUUUGUUGAUGGCUUGUGACGGAACAACAAUGCAGCAUCGCGGCGAAAGAUACACGUGCCAAUCUAAAACACAGGGCCCGUCCCCACAGUGUUACUAUUGUUAUGAUGAUAAUUACUAUGAUUGUUCAUGUAUAUAUGUUCCUUUGGUUUGUAUGAACUGUGUUCACAUUGUGUAUUUUUUUAAGUUGCUGAAAUAUGAACAGCUCAAUGUGCAAUUUAUUUAUUGACAUUUUGGAAUUAUGUCAUUCUGCUUUGUUAUAUAUAUUUAAUUUACGGAACCUUAUUGCGGAUUUUGUGAAGUCAUAGGUUUUUUUUGUAUCGCGAAAAAGACAUGAAAUAAAUGUAUUCCGUAAACUGGA
Lethenteron reissneri (Far Eastern brook lamprey) is the source of this 10460-nucleotide messenger RNA. RefSeq names its product cyclin-dependent kinase 5 activator 1-like. NCBI's taxonomy places the organism in Eukaryota, Metazoa, Chordata, Hyperoartia, Petromyzontiformes, Petromyzontidae. Gene Ontology annotation, biological process: axon guidance; brain development. The record is from RefSeq and is a predicted model, not a curated record. Gene Ontology annotation, molecular function: protein kinase binding; cyclin-dependent protein serine/threonine kinase activator activity. Gene Ontology annotation, cellular component: cytoplasm; growth cone; protein kinase 5 complex.